Messenger RNA from Cygnus atratus (black swan), 2970 nucleotides. It is a transcript of the gene SLC7A3, whose product is annotated as solute carrier family 7 member 3. Bases 346 to 2259 code for a protein of 637 amino acids. Gene Ontology annotation, cellular component: plasma membrane. NCBI's taxonomy places the organism in Eukaryota, Metazoa, Chordata, Aves, Anseriformes, Anatidae. The transcript is spliced from 12 exons. Gene Ontology annotation, molecular function: amino acid transmembrane transporter activity. The record is from RefSeq and is a predicted model, not a curated record. Gene Ontology annotation, biological process: amino acid transport; transmembrane transport.
GGGAGGAUGCGCCAGCAGUCAAGUUUGGGCUGAGGGAUCUCUGGGCUGCCAAAUCAGUGGGGAGUUGCUCAGAGACAGUGGGCAAGCUCUGGGACGUGCCCGGAGCCCCGGGGCAUGGACCACACAGUGUUUGUCUAAGCAGCCUAUUUCCCAGCACGGACUCGCUGGGUUUGUCUCCGGCUCGCUCUCCUGCCCCUGGGGACUGGCGUGGGAGCUGUGCAGGCGGGGUGCGCGCAGCCCCACACCGCGACGGGGGGAACCAAACAGCCUCUGCCUCGCCAGCGUGGCUGGGGCUCGGUGCUGACAGGGUUUUUGAGCAGCUGAGCACCACCUGCGGAGGACAAGAUGUUCGGGGGAAAAAUGAGCAGCGUUGGGAAGAAGCUGAUCCGCCGGCGCAUGGUGGAUCUGAGCUCCGAGGAGACGCGUUUCGCUCGCUGCCUCUCCACGCUGGACCUCAUAGCCCUAGGGGUGGGCAGCACGCUGGGGGCUGGUGUGUACGUGCUGGCCGGGGAAGUGGCCAAGGAUAGGGCUGGUCCCUCCAUCGUCCUCUGCUUCCUGGUGGCUGCACUCUCUUCGGUACUGGCUGGGCUCUGCUACGCAGAGUUUGGGGCCCGCGUCCCCAAGACUGGCUCUGCCUACCUCUACAGCUACGUGACAGUCGGCGAGAUCUGGGCUUUCACGACCGGCUGGAACCUCAUCCUGUCCUACGUGAUAGGUACAGCCAGCGUGGCCCGAGCCUGGAGCGCAGCGUUUGACAACAUCAUCGGCAACCACAUCUCCACCUUCUUCAUGAAUAAGACCACGGUACAUGUGCCAGGGGUGCUGGCCGAGCGCCCGGACUUCUUUGCACUGAUCCUGAUCGCCCUGCUUACUGCGCUGCUGGCCUUCGGCGUCAGCGAGUCCGCUCUGGUGAACAAAAUCUUCACGGCGGUGAACCUCUUGGUGCUGGGCUUCGUCAUCAUUGCCGGCUUCAUCAAGGGAAACAUCAAGAACUGGCAGCUCACGGAGCAGGACUACCUCGAUCUCGUGUUCCCAGACGUGCCGGAUGAGGAGGUCAGAAUAAAAGACUUCGGAUCCGGAGGGUUUGUCCCCUUUAAGCUGGAAGGGAUCCUGACUGGUGCCGCCACGUGUUUCUAUGCCUUUGUGGGGUUCGACUGCAUCGCCACCACAGGGGAGGAAGCCAGGAAUCCGCAGCGCUCCAUCCCCAUCGGCAUCAUCGUGUCCCUCCUCAUCUGCUUCGUGGCCUAUUUCGGGGUCUCUGCGGCACUCACCCUCAUGGUGCCCUACUUCCUUCUGGACAAGGGGAGCCCGCUGCCCGAGGCUUUCAAGGCAGUGGGCUGGAAGCCCGCCCGCUACGCCGUUGCUGUCGGCUCGCUCUGCGCGCUCUCCACCAGCUUGCUGGGCUCCAUGUUUCCCAUGCCCCGCGUGAUCUACGCCAUGGCAGAAGACGGGCUGCUCUUCAAGUUCCUCUCCAGCAUCAACAGCCGCACCAAAACUCCUCUUUCGGCCACUAUCACCUCCGGGCUCCUUGCAGCGGUGAUGGCCUUCCUGCUUGAACUGAAAGACCUGGUGGACCUCAUGUCGAUCGGCACGCUGUUGGCCUACUCCCUGGUCGCCGUGUGUGUGCUCAUCCUCCGGUACCAGUCUGGGCAGCUGAACUCCCCAAAGGCCGUGGAGAUGCUGGAGCUGAACGGGAAUGAGGAGGAGAGGGUUGUCAUGAACCCAACCAUCGCUGCCAUGGGCGCCAAGGAAAAAGAGAAGCUGUCCCUGACGACACUCUUCAACCCGUCCUCAGACACCCCCACAGCGCUCUCGGGGCGCAUCGUCUACGCCUGCGUCUCCGUCAUCGCCACCCUAAUCACAGUCAUCUGCGUGGUCCUGACCCUCAAGGUGAAUGCGCUGAAGGAGGCCGAUGUGGGCUGGAUCUCGGCCCUGGUGCUGCUCCUGGUGGCUCUGCUCAUUCCCACCAUCAUCAUUUGGAGGCAGCCGCAGAGCAACGCGAGGUUGAACUUCAAAGUACCUUUCCUCCCGCUCCUUCCGCUCAUCAGCAUCUUCGUUAACAUCCUGCUGAUGGUGCAGCUGAGUGCCGGCACCUGGGCGCGAUUUGCCAUCUGGAUGGCCGUGGGUUUUAUGAUUUACUUUGGCUACGGGAUUCGGAACAGCGUGGAAGGGAAAAAUGCGAAGGAGCCCCGUGCCGUGGCCGAGAAGCCUCUGCAACACCCUGAGUUGGACCUCAGCCCCGGGGCCACCGCGGUCUGAGGGAGGCGGCAGCCGCGAUCGACACCGGUACUCGGAGGACUCUGCCAGUAUUCCUGUGCUGGGAUGGGACUGCAACCCGCACGGCACAGGCAUCCCCCAGCCCACGGAGAGCGAGCCCAGAGUCCCGCGGAGCUGGGCCGUGCGCUGCCCUUUCCCCUCGCGGAGCAGAGGUUGCGGAGACGAGGCCCCAGGCCGGGUGGGCGAGCUGGUGGCCCGGGGCUGCUCCCUGCAAUCCCCCCCGCCGAGGGGCAGUGACACCGGCACGGCCCUCCCACCGUGGAAGCUGCUGUCAGAAAUGCUGCUUUUCCUUCCCACGAGAGGCCCGUGUGAUGGUGCAGCUUCAUUCGCCCUGUCUGUCCGUGUGGCUGUGGUCACCUCCUCUGUGUGCUUCCCAAGCGUUGGCUGUGUAGGCGCAGUUGUGACCGUGCCCGGAGCCGCGCGGUGAGGCUGGACGCGGCUCGUCCUGGUACUGCCAGCGCUCUGGGGCUCUCCAGCAGCACAGGGCUCAGCCGCCUGAGGCCCCACUCCAGUUUCGUGCCCCACGCUGAGCCCUGUGCUGCCGGAACCACGCCGCUAGGUGUGAGCAUCUGGCUCAGUCGCCUGUGAAGAUAUCAGCAGUAUAGACAUGUCAGUGUCCGUACUCGUCUGCCUUUGUACGAUUGGUGUUUUUAUGUCAAUUUUUAUACCUAUUAAACUCUAAGUGUUUUUUAA